This is a messenger RNA of Rhinolophus ferrumequinum (greater horseshoe bat), 1000 nucleotides long. Its product is annotated as olfactory receptor 5M11. Gene Ontology annotation, molecular function: odorant binding; G protein-coupled receptor activity; olfactory receptor activity. The coding region runs from base 9 to 977 and encodes 322 amino acids. Gene Ontology annotation, biological process: sensory perception of smell; G protein-coupled receptor signaling pathway. Gene Ontology annotation, cellular component: membrane. Lineage: Eukaryota; Metazoa; Chordata; Mammalia; Chiroptera; Rhinolophidae. The transcript has a single exon. The record is from RefSeq and is a predicted model, not a curated record.
CUCAGAAAAUGCCCAGGACGAAUGACAGUGGAGUAACAGAAUUCAUUCUCCUGGGGCUCACAGAGCGCCCUGAACUCCAGCCUCUCCUCUUUGUGCUGUUCCUGGUUGUGUACCUUGUCACCCUCUUGGGUAACCUGGGCAUGAUUGUGUUGAUCAGACUGGACUCUCGCCUUCACAAGCCCAUGUACUUCUUCCUUACUAAUUUAGCCUUCGUGGACUUGUGCUAUACCUCAAAUGCAACCCCACAGAUGUUGACUAAUUUCCUAUCAGAGAAGAAAACCAUCACCUUUGCUGGCUGCUUUACACAGUGUUACAUAUUCAUCGCGCUUCUCCUCACUGAGUUUUACAUGCUGGCAGCCAUGGCCUAUGACCGCUACGUCGCCAUAUGCAACCCUCUGCGUUACAGUGUGAAAAUGUCCAGGCGCGUCUGCAUCUGCUUGGCCACAUUUCCUUAUGUCUAUGGCUUCUCAGAUGGGCUGUUCCAGGCUAUCCUGACCUUCCGCUUGACCUUCUGUAGGUCCAAUGUCAUCAACCACUUCUACUGUGCUGACCCGCCACUCAUUAGGCUUUCCUGCUCUGACACUUACGUGAAAAAGCAAGCCAUGCUCAUAUCAGCUGGUUUCAAUCUCUCCAGCUCUCUCACCAUCAUCCUGGUGUCCUAUGGCUUCAUUAUUGCUGUCAUCCUCCAGAUCAAAUCAGCAGAGGGAAGGCACAAAGCAUUCUCCACCUGUGGUUCCCACAUGUUGGCUGUUACCCUAUUUUAUGGGACCCUCUUCUGCAUGUAUGUAAGACCUCCAACUGAUAAGACUGUCGAAGAAUCCAAAAUAAUAGCUAUCUUCUACACCUUUGUAAAUCCGGUGCUUAAUCCAUUGAUCUACAGUCUGCGGAACAAAGAUGUAAAGGGAGCAUUGAACACUGUCCUCCGACGAAAUGUGGUCACUAAGAUGGCAGUGCCUCCACUCGCCUAUAAACCGUAACACUAAACCUUUGGCUCAGAUGU